This is a messenger RNA of Myotis daubentonii (Daubenton's bat), 2248 nucleotides long. RefSeq names its product cholinergic receptor nicotinic beta 4 subunit (gene CHRNB4). Lineage: Eukaryota; Metazoa; Chordata; Mammalia; Chiroptera; Vespertilionidae. Gene Ontology annotation, molecular function: acetylcholine-gated monoatomic cation-selective channel activity; transmembrane signaling receptor activity. Gene Ontology annotation, cellular component: postsynaptic membrane. Gene Ontology annotation, biological process: monoatomic ion transmembrane transport. The record is from RefSeq and is a predicted model, not a curated record.
CUCCCCGCUCCCCAACGCACCCGGGGGGCCGGCGCGCCCUCCCUGUGAGUGGCGCCCAGCUGCCCACGGGCGCCCUGGGUGCCAGGCCCCCCGGCUUGGGGUCUGACGGGCUUGUGGGGGAGAGCACAAGUAUGCCCAGAACUGCAAGAAGGAUCUGUGAUCCUGUGGCCAGAAUACGACCUGUGCUUGUGUCGUCUCUGCCGCAUCCCCUCCUCGGGACUGCCGCGUGGCCAACGCCGAAGAGCGGCUCAUGGACGACCUCCUGAACAGGACGCGCUACAACAACCUGAUCCGCCCGGCCACCAGCUCCUCCCAGCUCAUCUCCAUCCGGCUGCAGCUCUCGCUGGCCCAGCUCAUCAGCGUGAACGAGCGUGAGCAGAUCAUGACCACCAACGUGUGGCUGAAACAGGAGUGGACAGACUACCGCCUGGCCUGGAACAGCUCCCGCUACGAGGGCGUGAAGGUCCUGCGCAUCCCCGCCAAGCGCCUCUGGCUGCCGGACAUUGUGCUCUACAACAACGCGGACGGGACCUACGAGGUGUCCCUCUACACCAACGCGGUGGUGCAGGCCAACGGCAGCGUCAUGUGGCUGCCGCCCGCCAUCUGCAAGAGCGCCUGCAAGAUCGAGGUGAAGCACUUCCCCUUCGACCGGCAGAACUGCAGCCUCAAGUUCCGCUCCUGGACCUACGACCACACGGAGAUCGACAUGGUCCUCAUGACGCCCACCGCCAACAAGGACGACUUCACCCCCAGCGGCGAGUGGGACAUCCUGGCGCUGCCGGGGCGCCGGACGGUGGACCCCCGGGACCCCCGCUACGUGGACGUGACCUAUGACUUCAUCAUCCACCGCAAGCCGCUCUUCUACACCAUCAACAUCAUCAUCCCCUGCGUGCUCAUCACCUCGCUGGCCAUCCUGGUCUUCUACCUGCCGUCCGACUGCGGCGAGAAGAUGACGCUGUGCAUCUCGGUGCUGCUGGCGCUCACCGUCUUCCUGCUGCUCAUCUCCAAGAUCGUACCGCCCACCUCCCUGGACGUGCCGCUCAUCGGCAAGUACCUCAUGUUCACCAUGGUGCUGGUCACCUUCUCCAUCGUCACCAGCGUCUGCGUGCUCAACGUGCACCACCGCGCGCCCGGCACCCACACCAUGGCGCCCUGGGUGCAGCGCUGCUUCCUGCACCAGCUGCCCGCCUUCCUCUUCAUGAAGCGCCCGGGGGGCCCCUCCCAGCCCGGCAGGCCUCGCCCGGCCCGGUCGGAGGCCUCAGCCGCGGGUCCCGCCGUCUACGGGAGCUCCUCCACGUACUUUGUGAGUCCUGACGCCGUGGCCCCCAAGGCCCCGGCCGCUUCGGGGAGGUUCCCGCGGGACGUGCAGGAGGCGCUGGAGGGCGUCAGCUUCAUCGCCCGGCACAUGAGGAGCGACGACAGGGACCAGAGCGUGGUGGAGGACUGGAAGUACGUGGCCAUGGUGGUCGACCGGCUGUUCCUGUGGGUGUUUGUGGUCGUCUGCGUGCUGGGCACUGUGGGGCUCUUCCUGCCCCCCCUCUUCCAGAACCACACACCCUCGGGGGGGCCCUAGGCUGCCCUGCAUGUCCCAGGCCCCCGCCCCCGCCCCCGCCCCCAGUGUGUAGGGUGAGAUGAUGGGAGCGGCCCCGUGGGCAGUCUGCUGUAUCUUUAGGGUGAGAGCCGCUGGGCCCCCAAAAGGAAUAUGACACCAUCGCCCGUCAACCAGCCACAGCGUGGGAGGGGCGAGGCCUGAGGCCUGCGCUGGCCUCUCUGAAGGCCGAGCUGGGACCCAGGAAAGCCCAGCUGGAGGAGCUCGGGGAGGUUUGGUUCUGGCCAGUCUUCCCUGCAUCGGGACAAGGACGGGCACCAUAGCAGCACCUACUAUGUGCCAGUCAUCUUACACCCACUAUGUGCCAGUCCCCUUACCUCGCACCCUCCCUGCCCCGGUCUCCCUCCUGGUCCCCCAGGCCCACUGGCCCUCUCUGUCCCUCACGCACUUCAGGAUCCUUCCCAGCUCGGAGCCUGUGCCUUUAUAGGACCUUCGACCCAAACCCUCCCGCCCCCAGGGCCUCCCAGGCUCUGCCCCGGCUGCAUCCUCCCCGAGAGGUCUUGCCCGGUCCCCCACUCCGCAGCCUUCUCCCCCGGGGCCACAGUACCCACCACCUUCCUCGAGUGCCCCUCAGCUCCCGGGGUUCUUGUCUGCGGGCGUGUGUGUGGGCCACGUCCGUCCCCGGGGCCCGGGACAGAG